Molecule: messenger RNA, 1278 nt
Organism: Fusarium musae
Lineage: Eukaryota; Fungi; Ascomycota; Sordariomycetes; Hypocreales; Nectriaceae
Exons: 2
Coding region: 1-1278 (425 amino acids)
Source: RefSeq, a predicted model, not a curated record
AUGCCUUCUGCUGAAACUUCUAUCACGGACGUCCCUCGGGCUUCGCGCUACCAGUACAUUGUUGUUGAAGGCACGCCCUAUGAGAGGGGGCUUUCGCAUGGAAGACAGGCGGCUGACAAGGUCCGUGCCAAUGUCGAAUACUACAAACUCCCAGGCAAGCUUCCGCAUUGGUCAAUCUCCUCGAAGAUCAUCGAAACCGUCUACCUUCCAGCCUUUGAGAAUUUCUACCCCACUGGCCUCGAAGAGAUCAGAGGAAUCGCAGAUGGAGCAGGCGUAUCGAUCGAAGAGGUGAUCAUGCUCAAUGCUCGAUACGACCUUGGCAGAUGCAUGUAUCGCCUGCAAGACGGCGGCAAAACUCCCCAGGACAUGAGAGGGCAUGACGAAUGCACAAGCGGAUUCUUUCCUCCUGAAGCAGUGGCGUCUGGCCGCGCGUUGGCCGUGCAUAACUGGGACAUGUCCAGCCAUCUUUAUAACCAGGACCUGAUCAUCUACCUCGAAGUACACCCGGACCCGUCCGAGGACCGACCUUCAAUGUUUAUCCUCACUGAAGCUGGGCAACUGAUCCGCAGUGGGAUGAACUCGGCUGGCUUAUCGGUUACUGCAAAUUCACUGUUGUCGAGCGAAGACUACGUGCCCAUUUCGCAUGUUGACAAAGACGGAGUCUACCAUGAGAUCAAGAAUCCCAAGCCUGUUCUGCCGCUAUCAGUAGCAAGGCGCGUCUUCCUCGAGUACAGUAACUACGCAGAGGGCUUAGUAGCUAUCAACGCCUUCCCCCGCCACGUCUCAGGAAACCUACACGUCUCAACAGCGGAAGGAUUCGCAAUGGCCAUGGAAGUUUCCCCAACCCGCGUGUACAAGUUUUACGGAAACAUUGACGAUAAUUACCUCAUCCACAGCAAUCACUUUCUCAGUCCAGAAUUUCUGAGCCGUGAUGAUGUUUUCGAUCGGUCUCCUGGAGGAAGCACCUGGUUCAGAUGCUUACGAGCCGAGAAAGGAGUAAGAGCAGACUGUGCAGCGGGGAGAUUGACGUCUGAGAAGAUCAGGGCGGCGUUUUCGGAUCACUUGGCGUAUCCUGAGAGUCUGUGCAAUCAUCCGAAUCUGAACCAGAGGAAUACGCCUAGUGCGGUAUUGACUGGAUAUACAUCUAAACAGAACAUGACGGUGGCAUUUGUCAUUUAUGACCUGGUGGAGCGGGUUAUCACAGUGUGCAAAGGGCCUCCCUGCGAGGGCGUGCUGCAGGAGUUUAGGUUGGAAGAGAGACGAUUUUUGAAGCAUUGA